GAGGAGCGCGCGCUUUCUCCCAAGGUUCCGCCACCAAGGCCCAUCCGACAUCGCAAGGAGCCUGCCGUUAGCUCUGCGAGACCCGAUUGCCGAGCGAGCAAUCCUUUCCGACCCGUCAUGGCAUUUCUCUUCAAAUCCAAGAAGCACCAGGACCGGGGACUCUCGAGCCGAGAUGGAUCGCAGGGCUCCGGGUCGGCGGGGGGUGCGGCAGGCCGUGUGAGGGAAGAGAAGGGAUCUCGAUCCACGCCCACCGGCAGUCUCCAUUCGCUCGACAACGAUGGAAGUAUGGGAAGCCCAGAUCAAGCGUACGCCCGCCAGAGAGGUCAGAGUCUGGAUCGACAGCCGCAACACCAGCAACAUCCAAACGAGCCGCCGUAUCGCAAUGGCACGGCCCCGCAGUUGGCGGCAAACCCGAACGCUUCGUUGUACCCCUGGUCGCAGCGAAGGUUAACCUACACAUCAUCGCACCCGAGCCCGUUUCCGAGAUAUGGUGCUGCAGUCAAUUCGGUUUCGUCCAAGGAGGGCGACAUCUAUGUGAUGGGCGGCCUGAUCAAUAGCUCAACGGUGAAGGGCGACUUGUGGCUGAUCGAAGCUGGUGCCAACAUGGCUUGCUACCCGCUGGCAACCACCGCCGAGGGACCGGGCCCGAGAGUCGGCCAUGCAAGCCUGCUGGUGGGCAACGCAUUCAUUGUGUUCGGAGGAGAUACCAAGAUCGAAGAAACAGACGUCCUCGACGAGACUCUUUACCUGUUGAACACAUCGACGCGGCAAUGGUCAAGAGCGCUACCUCCCGGGCCACGGCCCUCGGGUCGAUACGGCCACUCGUUGAAUAUUCUUGGCUCGAAAAUCUACAUCUUCGGUGGCCAAGUGGAAGGAUAUUUCAUGAACGAUCUAACCGCCUUUGAUUUGAACCAGCUGCAGAACCCCAAUAAUCGUUGGGAGAUGCUGCUUCCCAACAGUGACAGCGGGGUCCAGCCUCCGGGAAAGGUACCGCCAGCAAGGACAAAUCAUACCAUGGUGACUUUCAAUGACAAGCUGUACCUGUUUGGUGGCACGAAUGGGUUCCAGUGGUUCAACGACGUCUGGUCUUACGACCCUGUGACAAAUACGUGGUCACUGUUGGAUUGUAUUGGCUACAUUCCGUGUCCACGGGAAGGUCAUGCGGCAGCGUUAGUCGACGAUGUCAUGUACGUCUUUGGAGGCCGCACAGAGGAUGGGUCGGAUCUCGGCGACCUGGCUGCGUUCAGGAUUACCACUCGCCGCUGGUACACUUUCCAGAAUAUGGGUCCGUCUCCCUCGCCAAGGUCUGGACACAGCAUGACUACGGUCGGCAAGACGAUCGUAGUCGUCGGGGGGGAACCGAGCUCUGCAACGACCGCGGUCAAUGAUUUGGCGCUUGUGUAUUGCUUGGAUACUACCAAGAUCCGCUAUCCAAACGACUCCGGGGCUGCACCGAGGACCAGGCGACCCAGUGAUGUCUCUGCCUCGACAUCUGCCAGGAACACGCCCUCACGCGACGUCUCCAACGGCCCGUCCGAUACCAGGAGGCAGACUGGAGUUCCCAACGCUCCCAGCGGCUUCCGGUCCCCAACAGGCGAUUCCGGUGCACCGAACGGCCAGCCUAACGGCCCUUCCAGGCUUCCGAGAUCGACAGGUCCCCCAGCGCCUGCUGGCCCGCCGCCGCAGGGACAGCCACCAAAGCCGAAUUCCAAUGCGGCGACAUCCCGACCGAGGACAUCCUCGUUGGACCGUCAAGAGCAAUCGCCUACUUCCCCCAUAGCAUCCGCUGCCCCACAACAGGUCUCAGCGCUCCGUGAGGCUGAGAGCGCCGCGGUAAACGGCAGGCGCACUCCUCCCACACAGAAUCCUCCGCGAUCUUCCUCGAGGCAAGCAGAAAAUCAGCCCGUUGAUGCACCUAAAGCGAAAUCAUCCAAACAGGGACGAAGUCAGGGAUCUGUUGACAGCUCGACCGAGCCCACACUCAAACAGGCGGUGCCGCGCCCCUCCUCUCCUCCACCUCCUAAUCGGCAACCUAGCAAUCCUCUAUCUCGAAGAUCUUCUACCAGAAACUCCCAGACUGUUGCUCUGCUCAAGGAACUUGAUGCCGCCAGAAGUCGAAAUGCCUGGUAUGCAUCAGAGCUGGAGCUGGCUCGCAGGGCUGGGUAUGUGCCGAGUACGUCGCUCAGCCCGGUCCUCGACAACCGUGCCAUGGAAACGUUUGACGACGAGGAUAAGCCACUCAUCGAAGCGCUGCUCGCUAUGCGGACGGAGCUGGCCAAUGUCCAGGCUUCCGUCGACAAACAAGCCGUUCUGGCGGCUAAGCAGAUCGCUGAGGCGGAGAGGCAAAGAGACGCCGCGAUUCAGGAAGCCGUGUACGCCAAGGCGAAAUUGGCCGCACGUGUAGGGGGGAGCGCUAACAGCACGCCGCGGCUUGACGGUGAGCAAGACGUAGACGACAGGGUUAGUGAGAUUAGCAAGAAACUUGCGGUCGCGCUCAAUGCCCAGAAGGAACUCCAGGAUCAGCUGGACCGUCUCAGCACCGAAUAUGAAGCCGAGAGGAAGGCGCGCAAGUUGGCGGAUGAGACGGCCAACGCGGCACACAAGAGGAUGGCGGACCUGGAGAACUACAGGCAGCAGAACGCAUCUGAACUUGAGCGGCUUAAGGCUGAGCUGCACUUGUCCCAGCGGGAAGCGCGGGAGCAGUCCGUGGCCGCCGCGGAAGCCGCGGCCUCCGCGGAGAUGCUUCGAGUUGAGAAGGAGGAGAUUGAACAGAAAUACAACGAGGCGGUGGGAAGCUCCAAGGAACACGCGGAAACCUUCGCCAGCUUGCGGGGAGCCGUAGCCGCUUCCGCCGAAACCAAGGCGCUGCUGGAGCGGAAACUCGACGAGGAGCGGGCGCUUCGGGAAACGGUUGAAACGAAGCUUAACAAGCUCAAGGCCGAGCACGAAGCGCGGACGGCGGAGCUGGUCGCCGCCACCCAGCGCCUACGAGAUGCGGAGGAGCUGGCGGAGCAGCACGCCAACGAGGCGCGGCUGCACCGCGAAGCCGUGAUGGCUGGUCUUGAAAAGAUCUCGAUGAAGGAUACGACCAAGUCGGAUAAGGGCGAGAGCGAACGGAUCCGCACUCUUCAGAGUCAGAUUGAUGCCGCCAACGCCUUGGUCAGAAAGUAUCAGCAGGAAGCGGAUGGAGCAGCGGACAAGUUACGGGGCGCGGAAGAACGCAUCGCUGGACUGGAAGCAUACCAAGAACAGGCCAGCCGUGAGGGCGUGUCGAUUCGUCGGCAAUUGCAGAACGCCCUGAGGGAAAUCCAAAGCCUCCAAGCCGGGAACUCGGAGCUCAAGCAGCAAUUGGCCAAGCAACAGCAGGAGACCAAUGCGCUGCUGAUUCAGUACAACGCCCUGAAAGAGAUCCUCGGCGAGAGAGGGAUUUCGCCGACCGCAGCCGUGCGAUCCCGCAGCAGCCCGCGCAACAGUCCACGCGAGGGGUCUCCUGAGCAGAUGCGUCUGCGUGAGCUGGAGCAGCAGCUCACUGCCGCACGGGCAGCGCUUGAGGAGACAAGAAACCAGGCCGCGGCUCAGGCGCAGGAGUCGGAAUCAACAUACCGCGACAAACUGGCGCAGCUUGAGAACGACUAUCAGUCGGCUGUGCAUUACGUCAAGGGCACCGAGAAGAUGCUGAAGCAGCUCAAGGAGCAGCUCUCGCGCUACAAGGCUGAGAACGCCAAGUUGAAGGAGCAGCUGGUCGAGUUAGAGGAGAGGCUCGAGGCCGAGCCCUCAUCCCCUAAAGGCCAGCAGGGCGCCGCAGACUGGGAAACGCAACAGAAGACCUUGAAAGCAGAGGUCGAAAGACUUCAGGCAGAGCUCCACGACACGGCAUCCAACCUCGAAGAGCAACUGAAAUCGCUUCGGCAGGAACUUGCCGACGCCCAGCGCGAACGCAAUGCCACCCUCCAGGACAACGAAGAGGCGAAUCGCCGUCUAGAGGCUGCCAAACGCGACCUAGAACAACUUCAGCAAGAAAAUGCGCUGCUCGAACGCCGCGCCCAGGACGCUGAACAGAAGGUCAGCACACUCCUUGACCAAGUCGAGCUCUCGGUCGACAACUACCGCCGCCGAAGCCGACAGGCCCCAAGCGUCAAUUCGGAAACCACCGGCCUGGGCGGCUCCGGCCCCGCCAACGGCAACGGCGGUAGCAGCGGUGGCAGCAAACACCACCGCAUUCCCGGCCACUUGCGCCAGGAGUCCACCGCCAGCGAGUCGGAGAGCCUCUACGACCCCUCCGCUCCCGGCGCCCAUGGAGAUACCUCUCACCUUAGCCUGGGCGAUGCCCGGAACAGUGCGGCGCUGGACAGCCUGGCCAACGAGCUGGAGACUCUGCGCAGCCACUGGGAAGCGACUAAUAAGAACUACCGGCUGAGCAACACGUUCGACUUUGACGCCAACCCGGUGACGGCGGCCGCGGCGGCCAACGCGUCGUCCGGGAGGAAAGAUGAGAGUGGGGCUGGGCUGGGGCUGAGCGAGAGUCUGGCGGACUGGAGGAAGAGGCUGGAUGAGAGCCAUCCGGAUACUCCUGGUGGGAAAUAGGGCGGGCUCUUGUUCGACGACGGGUUUGGCUUGACGAGGGCGUGGCGU
Messenger RNA from Thermothelomyces thermophilus ATCC 42464, 4632 nucleotides. RefSeq lists its product as uncharacterized. Lineage: Eukaryota; Fungi; Ascomycota; Sordariomycetes; Sordariales; Chaetomiaceae. The transcript has 4 exons. Gene Ontology annotation, biological process: regulation of cell shape. The coding region runs from base 118 to 4584 and encodes 1488 amino acids. Gene Ontology annotation, molecular function: protein binding. The record is from RefSeq and is a predicted model, not a curated record.